UGUUAUAAACCAUCAAGAGGGAGAUAAACAGGUCAAAGACGAGAUGAGGAGUGGAUGAACAUCUUUUCUUAGGUUUUGUGGAUUUGUCAACAUGGACCUGCCGGUGCUUCCCAUUGCCAGGUUGGAUGUGGAUGUGGAUCUUGGUUUUGCCCUCUUCUUCUUCUUCCUCCUCUGCUUCUUCCUGUUGGUGACCAUAGUGCGCUGUGCUCAGAUGGUGCUUGACCCUUACAGCUCCAUCUCUGUUACUACAUACCAGGAGGGGCAAACAGAGGAGUGA
This is a messenger RNA of Scomber scombrus (Atlantic mackerel), 277 nucleotides long. Its product is annotated as cortexin domain-containing 1 protein-like. The transcript has a single exon. Lineage: Eukaryota; Metazoa; Chordata; Actinopteri; Scombriformes; Scombridae. The record is from RefSeq and is a predicted model, not a curated record. Bases 92 to 277 code for a protein of 61 amino acids.